CUGUUGAACACAAAACAAUAUAUUUUGAUGAAUAGUUGGUAAUCAAUGUAGAAUAGUUGGUUAUCAAACAGCUGACAGUAGUCAUCGAAUUCCAUAGUAGAAAAAAAAAAAAGUCAGUGGUUACCGUCAACUAUUUGAUUACCAACAUUCUUCAAAAUAUCUUCUUUUGUGUUCAAAUGAAGAAAGACAUAACUUUUUCUGACAUUUUCUUUUUUCUUCUUAAAACAGACGACAGACUCUUCUACAUCGGCCCCAGUAGGCAAUACAUGCGGCUAGUUGUCCUGUCAGAGGAAGAGAAGAGGUCUGUUCUUACAGAAUGCCACAAUAACCCUGGGACUGGCAAUCACAGUGGUGUCAGAGGCACUCAAAACAGGGUCAGAUCUUGUCACCGCUGCCAGUUAAAUGACCCAAUAAAGACUGUUGUGCCAGUCUUGCAUUCCAUUAAGGUAAACGAAGCUUGGGAGGUGCUUGGUUUGGAUUUGAUUGGACCACUGCCAGAAACAGCACGCAACAACAAGUAUGUCCUUACCAUGACAGACCUGUACACCAAGUGGGUGAUUGCAGAACCCAUGCAAUCUAAGACGGCAACUGAGGUGUCUGCAAUAAUGCAAUAAUAACCGCAAAUCAUUACAGACCAAGGGAAGGAGUUUGUUAACAAGCUAAACAACAGCAUUUUCAGCAUGCUGAAAAUCAAACAUGCUGUCUCCAGUGCUUAACCUCCCCAGACCAACGGACAGGAUGAAAGAACCAAUCAGAAUAUCAAGCGUACUCUCAGGAAGUAUGUGAAUGACAAUCACAAUGGUUGGGACCUCCACCUUCCUUCUGUGGUACAUGGAAUCAACACUGCAAAGCAGUACUCCACUAGAUACAGUCCCUACUUCCUCCUCUUCCAUCGUCACCCACGUCUGCCUGAGGUCAUGAAUGCCUGUCCCAUGGGAGAUGAUUUUGAAGUUGCUGACCCAGAAGAUGACAUUGACACCAGAGUCAAUAAGAUGAAACUUCUCAAUGAAACUGUUUGUAUUUGAUAUAAAGGGGGACCCCAAGAAACGACGAACAGACACAUUUAAAAGUCGGCACCAAGGACCAUAUAAUGUGGCCAGCAUUUCUUCCAAAGGGGUGGCUACUAUUGUUAAAGGGUCAAGUUGCCAGAGGGUCAAUGUGUCAAGAUUGAGGACAUACUACCGAUUAAAAAAUGGACCAACUGAGAGGAAGUUUCUCCAGGACCACGGUUACACCACUGCAACAUUUAAAAGGCAGAUUGAGCAUCCAUAUGCUUGUUCCGGUGCAAAGUGGGAGAAGGACUUGGGCCCUAUUCAAGAUGAACUGUUGAAGUAUGUGUUGGACAAAAAUAAGCUAUCACAAGAACUCAUCGUGAAGGAAGGCAAAAUUUGCCUCACACGAGAAGACUUCUGGAGCCUGGGUUUAAACCAGUGCAUGGAAUCUAAUAUUGGAAAUGCUUGCCUCAAGAUUGUGGAAGAAGCUGCACGAAGACAUGUACUUUAUACUAUUAUAUCUUCUUUUAAAAGUAUUUAUUUUGAUGCAUGCGUGUUUAAUAACUUAUGUUCUUUCCCUAAGGGAAAAAAAUGUUCACAUUGUGGACCUCUAUGUUGUUCCCACCUGGAAAGACAAAAUUGUGGACCCAGUGCAUUGUUUGCCUGAAAACGUGAGGUCCAAGGAUGUUGUACUAUUUCCAGCUUGGAGCAGGCAGCAGGGUGAACCUGACCACUAUCUGCUCUGUGUUGAGUUUCUUUUUAUAAUCUUUCUAGCUGUAAUAUUUUCAAAUUUAACAGGUAGGGUUGGAGAGAUAUUAACAAAGUACCCAUUGCAGGUUAUGUUGGUGGCUAAGAGGGAAAUACUUUUUCUUGAUUCUCUCCACCCUGAUGGUUUUGGAGAUGAGGCUUACAGAACCAUAUUUAGACACAUUGCAGCCUUCAUUGCCCCGGGAUCCUGGACGGAAAAAACAGGAAGAGACCUUGGGUGUUUUCCUCAACAGCGUUCAUGGAUUUCCUGUGCUGUCUACAUGCUGAUGUAUGCUCUCAGUGCCUGUACCUUGUGCCCAUUAACAUUCACUGAGGAGGAGGUGCCAAUGAUUCGUCAGUGGUGGUGCCUUCAGCUGAUGGAGAGGUUUUGCCUAGAAGGACAUGGACAGAGAUUUGCAUUCUGGACAGAAGAGGCAUCCCAGCUCCUUCAGGGAACCCUUGAACCUGUCUAUAGGGUGUCUAAAUCCACCACCAAACUGUUGCCCAGCAGAACAGCUGUGGUUAAAGAGGACACUGAUAUGGUGCAACAACCAAAAAUUGUCAGAGACCUAUAUACAGCAUUGUACUGGGUGCAAAAUCACAGUGACGUGUUUUGUGGGGAGGUGACAGAGCCUGCUUUUCUGAGGAUGAACCAUGAUGACCAACAAAAUGCCCUCAGGAAGGUCCAAGAGGGUGCAUCCUCUGAAGCAAAGGAUGACUUUUUGUUUAUAUUUCAGUUGCAAGAGGACAUGGAAACAUUUUUGUCUCACUGUGCUGAUAAAGAAGGCCUAAGUGUUAAUGCCAUGUUCCCCAUUGAGCAAUUCCAGUAGAGGGAGGGAGGG
This is a messenger RNA of Megalobrama amblycephala (Wuchang bream), 2581 nucleotides long. RefSeq lists its product as uncharacterized. The coding region runs from base 1454 to 2569 and encodes 371 amino acids. The transcript has 17 exons. Lineage: Eukaryota; Metazoa; Chordata; Actinopteri; Cypriniformes; Xenocyprididae. The record is from RefSeq and is a predicted model, not a curated record.